Bactrocera dorsalis (oriental fruit fly) is the source of this 1273-nucleotide messenger RNA. Its product is annotated as putative gustatory receptor 39b. The transcript has a single exon. Gene Ontology annotation, biological process: sensory perception of taste. NCBI's taxonomy places the organism in Eukaryota, Metazoa, Arthropoda, Insecta, Diptera, Tephritidae. The coding region runs from base 191 to 1273 and encodes 360 amino acids. Gene Ontology annotation, cellular component: membrane. The record is from RefSeq and is a predicted model, not a curated record.
CUCCAAUACAUAUACUAUGUAUUUGUUAACUUUAACGACUCUUUACUGUACCUACAAUGCGUUGAACAAACUCCCCACAGUAUACAGCUUAUCUUUCUGGUGAUAGAAAUCGCUUGUUUAAUUACAAUACAUAUUGAACACACCGCAACUGCAGCGUAAAAUUUUCCACCAGAAACUCUGUAAACGCGCUAUGGAAAGGCAGCUGCGCGGUUGGUUGCGCUACUGCACAUAUUUUGGCAUCUAUGUAGGCGCUUUUGAGGAUAGUAACCUCCGCGUCACCGCACACAACGUGAACAGCACAAGCAGCAAUUUUGCGAUUGACACCAGGAAGCGCGCACAAUGGUGCCGACGCGCGGAAACUUGCAGCACACUGAUGCGACAACGUCUCUACCUGUAUCUGCUAACGCUUGUGCUGGGCGUACUCUACACGCAUGGCUUAAUAACGCGUGCCACGAUGCCAGGUAUCUCUUGGGUAGCCGCGACUUUACUCUACAGCCUGCAUGUAAUGGCAGUGUUGUUUAUAUUACUUGAAGCUCUGCAUAAGCAGGCACAACAUGACCGCUUUCUGCAGGUGCUGGAGCAGAUUGAAGUAACACUGCGCUUACGGUUGCAGCAGAAAGUGCAGCACGAGGUACUAUUCAACGGUCUGCGUCAGCUCAUCGCUUAUUUGUUUGUGUUUUCGAUGCUCGGAUUCGCGCUCUUUGCCUUGUCCACCAUAUGGUUGCCUUAUGCAGACUAUUUCUGGCAUGGCAUUUGGUUGGUCAUAAUUAUACGCAUACGCCUAAUACAACUCAUAGUCUAUCUGUGCAUUUUACGCCACUUCCUGCAAUGUUUGUGCGCUCGUCUGCGUUCGAUUGUGGCAGCGCGCUUGACAUUACGCCGCCAAAUUUUGGAUGUAGACUGUGAGCGCUUAUGCUCGCUCCAGCGUUUAUUGGCCGUGAAGGAGAUCUACGAGCUGCUGCACAAAGAAUUUCAGCUGCUCAACGAGUUCGCCGGCUGGUCGCUGUUUGCCAGCAUCAGCUCGUAUUUAUUGGACGCGAUUUGCACACUCUACUGGAUGCUACUCAGUAUCGACGGUUUCGUACGGCGGCGUCAUUACGAAAUUGCGGGCCUUUUUAUGUUGCUGCCGUUGGUGGUAAUACUCUGGUAUCUAAUGUACUUGUGCGAUAACUGUCAGCAGUUGGUGCGUAUAUACAUAUAUUUUCUCCAUUUAUUAAUAUUAAUACUCCAUACUUCUAGGCGCGCUCUGUGUCCCAAUUGUUGUCUAAAUUGA